Molecule: messenger RNA, 1794 nt
Organism: Fusarium venenatum
Lineage: Eukaryota; Fungi; Ascomycota; Sordariomycetes; Hypocreales; Nectriaceae
Source: RefSeq, a predicted model, not a curated record
AUGCAUCUCCUUCGCAUCUCUAUCGCCAUCAAGGCAUUCGGUGUGGCUUUUCUCUAUGCUACUGCCAAUGCAUCAUCGGAAGCUCCUCGUGACUGGACCAGUCUAAAACUCCUCACCAAGGCCGCCGACUCACAAGUCCAAGGUGUUCUUGACAACAAGAAUACAUCUUUAACCGGCUCACCAAGAUCCCUCACCCGCGCGGUCCGUCAAUUGGUCGUACCUUUCCUAUGGCCAAACUCGACAUACUUCCACAAUGAGACCCUGGUGCCUCACAUCGAGGAGAUGCUAGAUGUCCUUCAGAAAGUUCAGCAUGACGAUGGUACAUACACCGUCGGCAAUCGCCACUCGCCACCUGAUACUGGCUUCUUGAUUGAAGACUUUGGUAUCAUGGUACGCAUUCUUGAAAAGGAUGAUCACGAAGCCUCGCAGCCUUUCGCAGAUGUCAUUCGUGGUCUUCUCGUCAAAGCUGGUCCUGGUCUUGCUAAGGGCGGAAUUCACACGCCUAACCAUAGAUGGAAGAUUUGUAGCGCUCUGGCGCGUAUUUCUAGCAUCACAGAGAAUGAAAGCUACGUCAAGAGGAUUGAUGAGUGGCUUGCAGAAGGAAUCGACAUCGACGCUGAUGGUAUUUACUCCGAGCGAAGCCCCAACUAUUACUCGGCUGUGUCAAACCCUUCGCUCUUGACCGUUGCUCAUGAGCUCAACUACACCGACCUGAUCGAAUACGUCCGCAUGAACCUCGAGCUAGCCAUUGAGCACGCGGAACCCAAUGGCGAGAUGGAAGUCAUCCAAAGCCGUCGCCAGGAUCAAGCCCAACCUCCUGUCGUCAACAUGGGUAACUUCUACCCUCAAUUCCGUGAGCUUGCUCUCCUCGACAACAACGGCCGUUUUGCUGCGAUGGCUCGCCUGAUCGAAGAACUCGUCGGUCCACAACUGGGUGAUUUCCUGGCUAACUUGAUGGAGCGUCCUGAACUCGCUGCCCAACUACCUGAACCAGAAGACCCAUUCGUCGAUUUCGAAAAGCACUACACUUCAGCUGGUCUCGUACGCGCACGACGCGGAAACUUGACAGUCUCUGCAUUUGGUGGUUCAGACUGGUACAUCGAUGGUAAAAAGGCCGAAUUUUACAACCGUAUGGGAUCGGGUCUGUCUACCAACCCAACCAUGUUCCGCGCAUGGAACGGAAAGGCUGUUCUUGAAGCCGUUCGUCUCAGCGCCAAUUUCUUUAGCAUGGGCCAUUUCCGAUCCAAUGGAGUUAAUGUGUCUGAUGACGGCACUAUCAAGCUGGGAAGCGAGAUCGAGGUUCCGUACUAUCUCCCCAUGCCAUCUGAGCGUCGCGAUGAGAAUGGUACAUACAAGCUGUCUCGUUCUGUGGACGGUCGCUUCUACGCUAUGCUUGACUUUGAGAACCGCCCUGCUAGCAUGCGCCGUCUCAAGACCGAAGUCGAGAUCAGCCCCACCAAGGCUGGCUACGACCUCAACUUUCAGGUCACUGGUGAGGAUGAUGUCGAGCUUACUUUUGAACUGACAUUCCGAGAGGGUGGAAAGUUCAAGGGCGUGAAGGAGUUUGUCGACAGUGAUAACACCACUAUUUAUCGUCUUGCGGAAGGAGAGGGAGAGUAUACUAUGGGUGAUAACAAGAUUACUUUCGGACCUGGAAAUGGUAUGGGACUAAUUCAGAAUGAUGCUGGUGAACAAUAUAGCUGGCACGGAGGUAACUUGACUUUGGGGGGAAGUCAUGUGUACAUCACUGGUGUGACGCCUUUGAACUAUACACUCAACCUGGGCUUUGCUUAG